This is a messenger RNA of Nerophis lumbriciformis (worm pipefish), 288 nucleotides long. The record is from RefSeq and is a predicted model, not a curated record. NCBI's taxonomy places the organism in Eukaryota, Metazoa, Chordata, Actinopteri, Syngnathiformes, Syngnathidae.
AUGGUAUCUAAGAAAGAUAAUAAAGGAAAGGACGUUGUCGUAGAGACAGUCGACAGAACUGUCGGAUUGAGGGGAGCAAGGACCACCACACUGUUCAGGGUUGUCAACCCUGAACUCUUCAUCAAGCCUAAUAAACCAAUGAUGGCAUUCGGACUGAUUACAAUCACCUUGUGCGUCGGUUAUCUGGGCUACCUACACGCAACGAAAGAAAAUGACCAGCAUCUUUACGAAGCCAUUGACGGUGAAGGAGAGAGACUGAUGAGGAGGAAAGCUUCAAAGUGGGCGUGA